Molecule: messenger RNA, 1890 nt
Organism: Stylophora pistillata
Lineage: Eukaryota; Metazoa; Cnidaria; Anthozoa; Scleractinia; Pocilloporidae
Source: RefSeq, a predicted model, not a curated record
AUGAUAAGGAAAAGGGGUGAUAAGAUUGAGCACACAACUGCAUAUCUUUCAACUUCACAAAAGAUCGUCUUUCAAGAGACUGAUCGAGAAGAACUUUAUGAAGAAUGUGUAGAGAAAAUGAUAAAGAGUUUGGAAAAGUUUGAAAGAAAUGGGAGUGGGUGGAAAUUUCAUCGUGUUGAGGGUCUGGAUUUGCAUAUGGUGAAAUACACCCCUCUGAAAGGUUCUUCUUACAUUAAGCUGCCAAAGCAUCUUGCAGAUAAGAAGGCUAUAAUAAACAUGGAGAACGAGGAUGAUGAAUGUUUCAAGUGGUGUGUCACGAGAGCUUUCAAUCCUGUUCAAAGUCAUCCUAGUCGUAUCACAAAGAUUUUGAGAAAACAGGCAGAAAAACUCGUGUGGGAUGAGAUUAAGUUUCCAAUGGAGGUGAAGAGCAUUCACCGCUUUGAAAAGUUGAAUCCAGAGAUCGGUGUCAACGUAUACAUGUAUGAAAACGGGCUUAAUCCCUUGAGAGUGAGCAGCAAAGGCUCGAGUAGAACUAUAAUUGAUCUUCUUCUCAUUGAAGAUGGUGACAAAAGGCAUUAUUGUCUCAUCAAAAAUUUGAGUCGACUCGUAUCGAGUGAGUUGUCAAAGAAGAAGGCGAAGAAGUAUAUAUGUAGGAGGUGUCUUAAUUAUUUCGGUUCUCAGCGACUUCUUGACACACACAGUGAGUUGUGUCAAGAUCAUGAGGCUGUGAGAGAGAAGAUGCCAAAAGCGGAUACUCUCCUCUCUUUCAAAAACCAUCACAAGAAGAUGGACAUGCCGUUUGUCAUCUAUGCUGAUUUUGAGUCAAUCAUUAAACUAUUGCACUCAGCUCAACCUAAUCCUGAAGAGUGUUACACAGAAAAGAAGUCUCAACAUAUUCCGGUAAGUUUUUGUUACUACAUCGUGUGUUCAUUUGACGAUAGAUACUCAAAACGGGUUGAAUACACAGCAAAGUCUGAGAUUAAAGAUGUUGCACAAAAAUUCGUUGAAUCGCUUGAAGCGGAGGUUAAGUCUAUUUACGAAGAUCAUCCUCCUAAAAAGAUGAUCUUCACAGACAGUGAUGCUGUCGAAUUUGAAAAUGCGACGUGUUGUUGGUUAUGCAGAGAAGAUUUUGAAGAGGGGAAAGACAAAGUGCGCGAUCAUUGCCAUUACACCGGUAAAUUUCGAGGGGCUGCACAUAACAGCUGCAACCUGAAAUUCCAACGGCCAAAGUUCAUACCUGUCGUGUUGCACAACUUGGCAAACUAUGACGCCCAUCUCUUCGUUAGAAAUCUUGGCGUUUCAGAGGGUGAGAUUGAUUGCAUACCAAACAACGAAGAGAAAUACAUUAGCUUCACAAAACACGUUGUGGUUGACAAGUUUUUCGAGGAAGACAACAAACUCGUUGAUGUAAAGAGAGAGUUGAGGUUCAUUGACAGCUUUAAAUUCAUGCCUUUCAGUCUUGACAGGCUUGUCGCGAACCUUGCUACAAAGGGCAAGCCUUUCUUUCGAAAUACAAGAAAAUAUUAUUCUGGAGAGAAGCUUAAUCUGCUGAUGAGAAAGGGUGUUUAUCCUUAUGAAUGGAUGGACUCUAUACACAAGCUUGAUGAGCCACAACUUCCACCGAAAGAAGCUUUCUUCUCUGUGUUAAGUGGUGAAGGUAUCUCGGAUGAAGACUAUACCCAUGCUCAAAAUGUAUGGAGAGUCUUUGGAUGUAAGACAUUCCGAGAUUACCACAAUCUCUACAACAGAAGUGAUGUGCUUUUACUUGCCGAUGUGUUUGAAAACUUUCGAAAACUUUCGAAAACUUUGCAAAAAGAACUACGAUCUCGAUCCUUGCUGGUACUUCACCGCACCGGGUUUGGCUUGGGAUGCUUGUCUCAAGUUGACUAA